Messenger RNA from Guyanagaster necrorhizus, 582 nucleotides. RefSeq lists its product as uncharacterized. The record is from RefSeq and is a predicted model, not a curated record. Lineage: Eukaryota; Fungi; Basidiomycota; Agaricomycetes; Agaricales; Physalacriaceae. The transcript has 2 exons. Bases 162 to 392 code for a protein of 76 amino acids.
UUCUUGUCGACUUGGAAGAUGACUAUGGAAUAAAGUACUUCAUCCAGCACCAUGCCGCCGAUGGCAUCCCCUGGCGAAACAUUCCACUUUGUCUAACGAUGGAACACUUCUGAAGUUUGCUUAAGCCAUAUCUACAGGAAGGUGUUAUUGGCCGUGCUUUUAUGACGGGACUCACCCCUCUAGCAACUACCGACGGAAUCAUCCUGUCGAACAUUUCUUUCCACCCCUUCUUUUCUGUGCUUUGCGGGCUGAGCAAAGCAUAUGUCGCUGUCCCCAUGAACAAGAUGGGUAUUGACAACGACACUGGGCUAAACCCACUGACGAAGUCAGGUGAUGUCGGUUUUCAAAACUGGCACCUGUUUGGCUGCUAUACAAGAGGAACUCCAACAUAAUCGCAUGGUCACUUUUGAAGAUGUCAAAAUUUUGGUUAUGGCUUGAUUGAAGCGGUUGCUUCCCGUAGAAACAACAUCAUUCAUCAGCUGGUAGGAGCGAAUGGCAUUCAAGAUGACGGUUUCCACCGAUAGAGUAUCCGGAUACUUAUUUUGGUUACGUGUCACCAGUGUCAAAUCCGCUAGUACCAAA